Molecule: messenger RNA, 2794 nt
Organism: Armigeres subalbatus
Lineage: Eukaryota; Metazoa; Arthropoda; Insecta; Diptera; Culicidae
Gene: Prp40
Product: pre-mRNA-processing factor 40 homolog A
Exons: 3
Coding region: 137-2608 (823 amino acids)
Biological process (GO): mRNA cis splicing, via spliceosome
Cellular component (GO): U1 snRNP; U2-type prespliceosome
Molecular function (GO): protein binding; RNA binding
Source: RefSeq, a predicted model, not a curated record
GUCAUAUUUGUUAAACGUCAAACCACCGCGUCAGAGUCGUGUCUUGAUGGUGCAAAAGCUUAAAAAAUUGACGCGAGUUUUUCUUUAAUUUAGGAGAGAAUUUCUGUGUCAAAAGUGGAAUUUUGUAGUGCACGUAAUGUCCGUUCCACCGGUUGCCGGAAUGCAACAUUUUCCAGCGCUGGUGCCAUUUAGUGUCCCACCACCCGGUUUCGGCGCACCUGCUGCCGCCGGAGAUGGAGCCGCCACCGCCGCGGCAAUAUCGAUGAUCCCCAUUGGAGGGAUGAUGAGUGAAUGGACAGAACAUAAAGCACCGGACGGACGCGUUUACUACUACAACAGUGUGACCAAGCAAAGUUUGUGGGAAAAACCGGAUGAACUUAAGUCCCCAGUAGAGAAGCUUCUAUCACAGUGUCCUUGGAAAGAGUAUCGAUCGGACCAGGGAAAGGUCUACUACCACAACAUUAACACCAAGGAAUCACAAUGGGUGGCUCCUCCUGAGUAUUUGGAACUGAAGGAAAAAGUAGACGCGGAAAAAGCGGCAGCCGAUGCAGCAAAGGCCGCUGCUUUGAAGACAGUUGCAGCCGCAGCUACCGGCAUUCCAAUGAUGAUUCCACCGGUGGUAAUGCCCGUUAUGUCUCCUGCAUUGGCCGCCAGUGAUUCGCUUACAUCGCUGGCCGGAGUUACACCCGGAUCUGCGGAAAACUCGUCAUCUGCAUUGGAUCAGGCCAUGGCAGCAACACUGGCUGCGAUAGAAGUCCCUGAGGACCCGGAACCGAAGAAAGAGGAAGGCGAGGAAGAGAAACCACCGGUUGAGGAAGAACCCGUUGUGGAGUUUAAAGACAAGAAAGAGGCGAUUGAAGCGUUUAAAGAGUUUCUGAAGGAGAAGAACAUCCCGUCGAGUGCAAAUUGGGAACAGUGCGUGAAAAUUGUGCAGAAAGAUCCAAUGUUCAACGUGUUCAAAAAGCUACAAGAAAAGAAGCAAGCAUUUAACGCUUAUAAGACGCAAAAGCAGAAAGACGAGAAGGAAGAGCAACGCCUAAAAGUAAAAAAGUCUAAGGAGGAAUUGGAGAAGUUCCUCAUGUCGUCGGAUAAGAUGAAUUCCACCUUGAAGUACUACCGAUGUGAUGAGAUGUUUGCCAGUCUGGAUGUGUGGAAAACAGUACCCGAACAGGACCGUAGGGACAUUUAUGAAGAUUGUAUGUUCAAUCUGUCCAAACGAGAAAAAGAAGAUGCCAGAAUUCUCAAAAAGCAAAACAUGCGGGUCCUUGGAGAACUGCUGGAAGCAAUGACCUCGGUAACGUAUCAAACAACAUGGUCAGAAGCGCAGGUGAUGCUCUUAGAAAAUUCAUCCUUCAAGAAUAAUGUUAAUUUGCUUGGCAUGGACAAGGAGGACGCCCUGAUAGUUUUUGAGGAGCACAUACGCACUUUGGAACGCGAGGAGGACGAAGAGAAGGAACGUGAAAAAAAGCGUCUUAAACGGCAGCAGCGUAAGAACAGAGAUCAAUUCCUCGCGCUACUCGAUACCCUUCACGAGGAGGGUAAGUUGACGUCGAUGUCACUUUGGGUAGAACUGUACCCAAUCAUUUCGGCCGAUUUACGUUUUUCUGCUAUGCUCGGUCAAAUUGGUUCCACUCCACUGGAUCUCUUCAAAUUCUACGUGGAGAAUUUGAAGGCUCGAUUCCACGACGAAAAGAAGAUAAUCAAAGAGAUCCUCAAGGAAAAAGAGUUUAUUGUUCUGUCGAUUACGACUUUUGAAGACUUUGCCACUAUCGUCUGCGAAGACAAGCGAUCUGCCACACUGGACGCAGGAAACGUCAAGCUUACCUACAACUCACUCCUAGAGAAAGCAGAGGCCGCCGAAAAAGAACGAUUGAAAGAAGAAACCCGUCGCAUCCGAAAAAUGGAGAACGAACUCAAAGGAAUUUGGAUCGAAUCCGGCCUUUCAGCGGUUGACAGUUGGGAGGUGGCGCAAAAGUUGGUUAUGGACCUGGAGGUUUACGAUGCGUACGAGAAAGAAGACAAGGUGGAACGACUUUGGGAGGAGUUCAUCAAGGAAGCAGAGGACUCCUGCAGUCAUCACCACUCGCGGUCCAAAAAAUCCAAGAAGAACCGCAAGCACAAAAAGAAGUCUCGUUCGUCGUCUAAAUCGGAAUCGGAGGCAUCAGAACCGGAAUAUGAGAAACCAUCAAAAAAGAAACGCAAGUCUCGAUCACGAUCGCGCAGCAAGUCCUCCGAAUCGGUAAGUGACGAACAAGGUGAACGUGAUCGGAAACGUAAGAAGAAGAAGAAGCACCGAAAACAUUCGCGCACGCCAUCAUACGAUGAUAGUGCCGCACUCGAAGCCAAGAACGGUGGUGGUUCAGUUUCACGAUCACCCUCACCUGAGGUUGAACGUAAGAAGAAAAAGAAAGACAAAAAGAAGAAAGAGAAGCGGCGCUCCCGCUCUGUGAGCAGCACCCGGCACCGGUCACCGCAGAACGGCUCGGGCGGUCGUAAUGGAGAUGGAUCUACCCCCAAGAUUGGCGAUGACGCUGCCCUGUCCGAGACAGAGUUGGAGUCGCAACGAGCCGCCCUGUUGGCCCAGCUGAACGAACAGAUGGAUGAGUGAUCCUUGUACGAGCCGAUCGGUUUACACCGGACCGGAUCUGGCAAAAGGAUACGCAAGUAACGACGAUGGUAGCACGUGUUCUGAUGGAUAAUUAUUAAGAAGAAAACCGCUGCGAGAAAUGAGUUUGUCUAUUUGAUCCUACUAUGAGAGUAAGGAAUUGCGAUUAAAAAUAUGAAUAUGCACUCA